Molecule: messenger RNA, 2926 nt
Organism: Lucilia sericata (common green bottle fly)
Lineage: Eukaryota; Metazoa; Arthropoda; Insecta; Diptera; Calliphoridae
Gene: Kap-alpha3
Product: importin subunit alpha-3
Exons: 5
Coding region: 445-1995 (516 amino acids)
Biological process (GO): NLS-bearing protein import into nucleus
Cellular component (GO): cytoplasm; nucleoplasm; nucleus
Molecular function (GO): protein binding; nuclear import signal receptor activity
Source: RefSeq, a predicted model, not a curated record
UUUACAUCACUAUUCAAGAGUCGGAAAAAUUGUAUAAAUCGUAAGAAAAUUCCGUUUUUAUUAUUGUAUUUCUAAAAUACAAUAAAAGUUUAACUAAAUACUGCUACUUUAAGGAAAAAUAAGGAAAUUCAAGGCAACUGAAAGUAAAUAAUUAUAAAAAUUUUAGAUUCUGCAUUUGUCCAAAAUAACAGGAGAAGAAGAAGCACUCACACAAUACUCAGUUGCAGCUAGAGAAGGAAAUAUUCCAGAAAGUUUGUUAGCAGUAGAAGCAGCAUAAAAAGGAAACGCAAAUAAAUUGUGAAUUUUUAUACAAUAGAAAACUUUAAAAAAGAAAUUUUACAAAAAAAAAAAAAUUAAAUAUUUUCUUUGCAAAUUUCUAAUAACUAAAUUGCUAACUAUAGUUUAAUUAUAUAUACAUAAAGAAAAACAGCAGAAAAAAAGAAAAUGACGUCUCUCGAACCAAAUGUGAAUCGUUUGCAAAAUUUCAAAAACAAAGGCAAGGAUCAAGAGGAAAUGCGUCGUCGACGCAAUGAAGUCACAGUGGAAUUACGUAAAAAUAAACGUGAAGAGACAAUCCUCAAGCGCCGCAAUGUUCCCAACAUGGAUUCGAACACAGACGAAGAUGAUCAGUUACCAAAUCAAAUAAAUUUGAAAAAAUUAGCCGAAGCUGCUGCUGAUUCAUCAAAACCCGAACAACAAUUGGCUGCUGUACAAGCUGCACGCAAAUUACUCUCCUCUGAUAAGAAUCCACCCAUCAAUGACUUGAUUAAGAGUGAUAUAUUGCCCAUUCUAGUUGAUUGCCUAAAACAACACAAUCAGACAAUGCUACAGUUUGAAGCUGCCUGGGCUUUAACCAACAUUGCUUCGGGUACAUCAGAACAAACAAAUGAAGUGGUGGGCGCCGGUGCUGUACCACUCUUCUUACAGUUGUUGUCAUCACCCGCUCCAAAUGUCUGCGAACAGGCCGUCUGGGCUUUGGGUAAUAUUAUUGGUGAUGGUCCCGAAUUGCGUGAUUAUGUCAUCAAACACGGUGUGGUACAGCCACUGUUGUCAUUCAUCAAACCAGACAUACCCAUAUCAUUUUUACGCAACGUCACCUGGGUUAUUGUGAAUUUGUGCCGCAACAAAGAUCCACCACCACCAGCUGCUACCAUUCAUGAGAUUUUGCCCGCUUUAAAUAUUUUGAUUCAUCAUACCGACACCAAUAUCCUGGUCGAUACCGUCUGGGCCAUUAGCUAUUUAACCGAUGGCGGUAAUGAUCAAAUUCAAAUGGUCAUCGAAAGUGGUGUUGUACCCAAAUUGAUUCCCCUUUUGGGUCAUGCCGAGGUUAAAGUACAGACCGCAGCUUUGCGUGCCGUUGGCAAUAUUGUUACCGGUUCGGAUGAACAAACACAAGUGGUGCUCAACUAUGAUGCUCUUGCGUUCUUCCCAGCUUUGUUGUCGCAUCAAAAGGAGAAAAUACGCAAAGAAGCCGUCUGGUUCUUGUCCAACAUAACGGCGGGCAAUCAAUCACAAGUUCAGGCUGUCAUCAAUUGCGGCUUGCUGCCUAAGAUCAUCGAGAAUCUACGUAAUGGUGAAUUCCAAACGCAAAAAGAAGCCGCUUGGGCCAUUAGCAAUUUGACGAUCAGCGGUAAUCGUGAACAGGUGUUUACACUCAUAAAAGAGGGCGUCAUACCUCCAUUCUGUGAUUUGUUAUCAUGCCAAGAUACCCAGGUUAUCAAUGUGGUUUUAGAUGGUCUUAACAAUAUGCUCAAAAUGGCCGAGAGUCAUGUUCAAGAUGUAGCCAAUUUAAUUGAAGAAUGCGAUGGUCUCGAAAAGAUUGAAAAACUACAAAAUCACGAAAAUGUGGAAAUCUAUAAGUUGGCCUACGAAAUUAUCGAACAGCACUUCUCUGACGAGCCUGAACAAGCUUCGAUGGUACCAACAUCUGAUGGCACUCAAUAUCAAUUUGAUCCAAAUGCCGAUAGUAGAUUACCGAACACAUUUAAUUUUUAACAAAAUUUCCCUUAUUUUUCAAUGUGACCAUGAUUUGAAUAUGUUGUCUUGUUAAUUUGCAAACAACCAAAAUCUUUUUUUUUUAUAUAUACAAAUAUAAAUAUAUAUUUAAUUUAGUAACAUACAACAAAACGGAAACAAAGCAAAAGAGAGAAAAAAGAAGGAUUUAUCAAAUAAUAACAAACGAAAGCAACUGCAACAAAAACAACAACAACAUCAUCAUAAUGAAUGAGUCCAUGAUAAUUUAAUUAUUGUAAUUUAAUACUUUAUAUAAACAAAAAGAAAUAUCUAUAUAUAUAUAUAUAAUUCUAUAUAUAAAACCAAACAGUUUAAUUGAAUUUUUGAGUUUUAAACACAUGAAAAAGAAAAAAAAGCAAAAAUAACGAAAUUUAUCCCUUGACUUCCUUUCUUUUGAAGUUUUAAUUUUUUCCCUGAAAAAAACAAAAAAAAGUAUCAUCAUUAUAUAUAAUUUUUCUUUUUCUACUAUAGAAAAUUAUUUUUUCUUUUUAUUUUUUUUUUAUACAAAAUAAGUAAAAGUAAACUACAAAAAAUGUUUAUUACUUAAAAGAAUUUUCUUUUUUAUUAUUUUUAAUUUUAAUUUUGGAACUAAACAAAACAAAUAUAUUGUAGAAAAAAAAAAAUACCUUUAAAAAAAUUUUAUAACUAAACCAAGUUUGUUUUUUAUUUAUAUAUUUUUUUGAAAAAUACUUCAAAAUCUCUACAAUUCAUGUUGUUAUUUAUUACAAAUUUAGUUUUUUUCCUCCUUUUUAUUUAAAUUUGUUUAUUGAAUUUGAGUUUUCGCCUAUAAAUUAUAUAUAAAAUUAAAUUGAAUUUUCAUAAAAAAAAAUCAUCAAGAUCCAAGAUUCAACGCUCAUUUGCAACAAAUUUAAAUUAAAUUAACAAAUAAAAUUAAAGAAAAUAUAAAAAAAAA